Daldinia caldariorum is the source of this 906-nucleotide messenger RNA. RefSeq lists its product as uncharacterized. The record is from RefSeq and is a predicted model, not a curated record. The transcript has a single exon. Bases 191 to 850 code for a protein of 219 amino acids. NCBI's taxonomy places the organism in Eukaryota, Fungi, Ascomycota, Sordariomycetes, Xylariales, Hypoxylaceae.
AACUGCCUGAUUCACCAGAGCAACUCCUUUCGUACCUAUUAUAUAUCGCCAAGUAAAAGGCCGGUGGAUUAACAUGUGACGCGAUUAUCGGGGGUAUCUCUCUAUACGUUCAGUUCAUAUGAGACUUAUUCUGUACAUCGCAACUUGAUUUUCAAACCACUUGUCUCAGCGCAUCUCACCUACAGAAAGCAUGGCCAUCACUAGCGGUUCAGAGAGAGGGUAUGAUACCCAGGUGCAAGAAGAGGAAGAUAUACCAGCUUAUCAGAGCAUCGCACCCAGUAUUUUCGUGCCCGCGCAGAUUGAUUUCACAAAACCACUACCAAGACCGCCUUCAGAACCCACUCAACGACGUGUCGAGAUGCUUGCUCAGAUUGACGAGCAUGCAGAUGCCGUAUUGGAAAACAUAUACUACAUGCUUAACCGUGAAAAGACUAGAAUUCUCCAAGAAUGCAAAAGGAGAGAAGCGAACUUUCCUCACCACAGAGAUUUACCUGGUCUAACGGACGGCGAAGAGCGCUCGCUUCCUUCUAACGGGAUGGAAAUGGAUGAGAUCUUAUACCUCAAACAAAAUGCCCCUAAGCCGAACCAAAUAUCUUCCGACGUACCUCCCAUGUUCACGCACAAUCAGUGUUUACAUGUAGAGACUGGCGGCCCUGAAGAAACGCCGCGCAAGUCAGCAGAGAAAAUGCUGAUGAACCUGGUGAAGCAUGGCAUACAGAAUUUAGAAGGAUUCGCCCAGCACAUCGAAAAUGUGAAGGAGGUAAAAAGACGGGAACUCGAUAAUGAGACGCACUCCAAGGGUCAGACUUCUACGGAGAAUGUGCCUGCAGACAGGAUGGAUAUUAGUUAAUUCUAAUCGGAAGCAUAUAUAUGUAUAUAUACGAAAGCUUCCCCUAUACCAACGCC